Molecule: messenger RNA, 528 nt
Organism: Aspergillus affinis
Lineage: Eukaryota; Fungi; Ascomycota; Eurotiomycetes; Eurotiales; Aspergillaceae
Exons: 1
Coding region: 1-528 (175 amino acids)
Source: RefSeq, a predicted model, not a curated record
AUGUUUGGUUUGCUCACUGUACUGGUACAUUUGCUCGCGACCACAACCGAAGCUGCAGGAAUGGAGCAUCUGGGUAGUAUUUUCAUACGCAACAACUUAGAAACCUACCUAUAUCUGUGGUCUGUUCAGAAGAACGAUGGACCACUGUACACUAUCAACCCCAAGGCUGAGGAUUAUCAAGAAUCAUGGAAGCCAACUAUCGAAGACACUGGUAUAUCACUCAAGAUAGCUACCGAGAACGAUAAAAGGGAUGUUCUUCAGUUCGAAUAUAGCAUACUACACUCCAUACUAUACUGGGACCUAUCAUCUAUCAAUCUAAAGGGUGACUCGGAAAUCGUUCGCCGUGGCUUCUCUGCAACACCGGACAUUCAUGAUUGUGCAGCUGUUAAAUGCAACCCAGGUGAUGAGAAAUGCCCCGAUGUCUACCAAAAGCCCGAUGAUGACCAUGCAGUCCGUGGGUGUCCUGCCAACGUCAGUAUCGUGUUGAAUAUCGGAGUAGAAAUGAGGAACGACUGGUACAUGUGUUAG